AUGUUGGAGGGACUCGUCGCCGGCCUGCUCAACAGGUUUCUGGGCAUGUACGUCAAGAAUUUCGACCCAGCACAGCUCAAGGUGGGAAUCUGGUCGGGCGAUGUCAAGCUCCGGAACCUCGAGCUCCGCCGGGAAGCCCUCGACCAGCUCAAGCUGCCCAUCAACGUCAUGGAAGGCCACCUGGGCGAGCUCACCAUCAUCAUUCCCUGGUCCAACUUGCGUGGCGCCCCUGUCAAGGUCUUCAUCGAGGAUGUUUUCCUCUUGGCCUCGCCUAGGGAGGAAGCUGCCUACGAUGAAGAAGAGGAGGAUCGGAGGAAACAACGCAUCAAGAUGGAGAAGCUCGACUCGGCCGAGCUGCUCAAGGAGAGGUCUCAAGAGGGUAUGAGCCAGGAAGAACAGCAGAAGAGCCAGAGCUUCACCCAGAGUCUGGUCACCAAGAUCGUCGACAACCUGCAGGUCACAGUCAAGAACAUCCACGUCAGAUACGAGGACGCUAUCUCCGCCCCCGGUCACCCCUUUGCCCUCGGCGUCACCCUCCAAGAGUUCAGCGCAAUCAGUACCGACGGCCAGUGGAAGCCCACGUUCAUCCAGGACUCGGCAAAGAGCACCCACAAGCUCGCCACCCUUGGCGCCCUUGCUGUCUACUGGAACACGGAUACCGAGCUGCUGGGCCCCGGACGAGAGGUCGACACGGACGAGAAGCCUCCCAUGCCCCAUGCCGAGAUGGUGGACAGAUUCAAGAGGUUGAUCGGCUCAACUCAAGACACGGAGCUCAACCACCAAUACAUCCUGCGCCCCGUCAACGGAAAGGCAAAGAUUGUCCUCGACAAGACCGGGGACGUCCGUGUUCCCAAAGCCAAGGCAAGCUUGCUGUUCGAAGAGAUCGGCCUGGUCAUCGAUGACGACCAAUAUCGCGAUGGCCUAAUGAUGGUUGAUCUUUUCCACUACUUCAUCCGUCACCAAGAAUAUAAAAAGUUCCAGCCCAAGGGAGUCACGCCCAAAGAAGACCCCAGGGCUUGGCUCAAAUUCGCCGGUGACGCAGUGCUCAGCAAGAUUCACGACAGAAACCGAAGAUGGUCCUGGGACUAUUUUCGGGAGCGACGUGACGACCGCAAACGCUACAUUGAGCUCUUCAAGAAGCGAAAGCAGCAGCAGCAACUCAACGCUCAAGAAAAUGAAGACUUGAAUAAGCUUGAGUUCAAGCUCGACUACGAGGAUCUGCGCUUCUGGCGGUCGCUGGCCCGCAACCAGCUGAAGAAGGAGAACGCCGCGGCAUUAAAGAACCAGCCACCUAAGCAGCAGCAGCAAGGCUGGCUGGCAUGGGCUUGGGGCGGUGGCCAGAAGCAUCAAGAACAGCAUGCCCAAGACGACGAGAAUACGCAGAUCACCGAGGAGCAGCGCAAAGAGCUGUAUGACGCCAUCGAGUUUGACGAGAAGACCGCCCUGGCCGAAUCAGUCGACAUUCCCCGUGACUCCGUCAAGAUGCAGGUCGAAGCGUGGCUGAGCACCGGAAGCUUCACGUUAAAAAAGAGCCACAACGGCAAGCGAAGCGACCUUCUCAGUCUUCACUUUGACGUCUUCAAAGCCAAGGUCCUACAGCGUCCCGAUUCCUUCCUCGCCGAUCUCAGCCUCGGCGGUCUCCGUGUCAACGAUGGAACAACGCCCGACACCCUUUUCCCCGAAAUUGUCAGGGUUAAAGAUGCGCCUGAGAUCCACGACCAGAAGCGUCUCACCAUCGAGGAACUUGAAGAGAAUGACGACGAGCCAUUUUUCCGCUUCGAGGUUGAGCAGAAUCCCAUUGACCGCGAAGGAGACAUUGCCCUCAGCGGAUCCCUCAAGCCGCUGGAGAUUGUGUGGAACCCGAACUUCGUGGUGGGCGUUGCAGACUUCUUCCGGCCACCGGAACGACACAUGGAAUCCAUCACAGCCUUGAUGGAAACGGCUGGGGCUACCGUCGAGACCUUCAGAGAGCAGACACGCGCCGGCCUCGAGUUCGCACUCGAGGAGCACAAAACCAUCAACGCUCAGCUUGACUUGCAGGCUCCGCUCAUCAUCGUGCCAGUCAGCAUUUCCGUCAAGGACUCGACUUGCCUGAUUCUGGAUGCCGGCCACAUCAGCGUCAAUAGCGAGCUGGUCGAUAACGACACCAUGAAGCAGAUCCAGUCCAAGCAACGGCAAUCGUAUACCGAUGAGGAUUUCAAGCGUCUCGAGUCUGUCAUGUACGACAAGUUCUUGGUGAAGCUCUCUUCGACCCAGGUGCUGAUAGGCCCAUCCAUCGACGUGACGAAAGCUCAACUUUCAAAGAAGGAUGACACGCAACAUCUCCACGUGGUAGAAGAGAUCAACGUCGACUUCGUCGUCGAAACGUCCAUCUUGCCCAAGGCACCGAAUCUGACAAAGCUAAAGGUCUCCGGCCACCUCCCCAUGCUCCAUGCUACCGUCUCGGAUUCGAAGUAUAAGAGCUUGAUGCGAAUCAUCGACGUAGCCAUCCCCAAGUUUGGCCAGGAUCAACCACAAGAACAGAUCAAUGACUCCCAGCGACAGGCAGUGGCAACUCGUCCGCGUGGCUUGAGCACCGCCUCGAGCAGGUCGCGGUCACGCAAGGAGCCCAGCCGUCGUAGAUCAUCACAAUUCCCCUUCAUGCAGUCGCAGACCGCCAUCGUCAUUGACGAAGAUGACGAGGACGACGAGUUCGAGGACGCCGACGGCGGUAGGGACAACAAAGACCAGCUUAAGCUGCAGCAGCGUUCUUUUGAGCUCAAGUUCAAGGUGGACACUCUCAAGGGGUCCCUGUACCGGAGCGACCCGGACAGGAAAAAGCCUGAUCAAUUGCUCGUUGAAUUGGUGGCGGAAAAGUUCGACCUUCUUUUCUAUCUGCGCCCGUACGACAUGAAUGCCGAGGUCUCGCUGGGCUCCGUUACCAUGGACGACUUCGUCGACAACCCAUCAGCCGACUUCAAGUCCAUCGUGUCGUCCGGCGAUGUCGAGGAUCGUGAGCAGAAUCGCAGCCUUGUCAGUGUCAAGUUUACCCGUGUCAACCGCUUGUCGCCAGAGUUCAUGCCCGUGUACGAAGGCGUGGAGACAAAUGUCACUGCUGCUAUCUCCACAAUCAACCUCAUUGUGACGAGAAAGACGCUUCUCACCCUUCUGGAUUUCAUCCUGGCAACUUUUACUGGCAACAAUAACGAUGCCUCGAGGCCACAGGGGCAAAGGGCCAUCUCGGACUCGGACUCGGAGGACGACGACGAGUUCGAGAUAGCAGUCGACGCCCCGCCAGAAGACACUCCAGCCAAUGCCGGGUCCAUCAGAGUCAAGGUAGACUUGAAAAGUAUCCGGAUGAUUCUCAAUAACGACGGGAUCCGUUUGGCUACAUUGUCAUUCAACCAUGCUGAUGUCGGAGUCUUCCUUUUGGGCAAGACAAUGCGAGUCAACGCCAAGCUGGGUAAUCUCAACCUGGUCGACGACAUCAACCAGGGUGUCUCGGAGGAUUCCAAUUUGAGGCAACUCAUUUCCAUCCAAGGUGACGAACUCGCCGACUUUCGGUAUGAGACGUUCGAUGCUACCAACAAGAAGGCAUAUCCUGGAUACGACUCUUCCAUUUACCUUAGGGCUGGCUCCGUUAAGCUUAACUUCCUCGAGGAGCCUUUCCGAAAGAUUAUCCAGUUCCUUGUCAAGUUCGGCAAGAUGCAGGCCAUAUACAACGCUGCUCGCCAAGCAGCUGCCUCGCAAGCCAACCAAAUCCAACAGAGCACGAGCAAACUCAAGUAUGAUGUCGUAGUCAAGACGCCAAUCGUUGUUUUCCCCAGGGUGAUCGCCCAGGGACAGCCCAAGCGGGAUGUCAUUACUGCUUACUUGGGAGAAAUCUACGCCCAGAACAAGUUCGCUCCGUUAGACGAUUCCGAGAACUCUCAGAUAGCGACGAAGAUUUCUGCAGGAAUCCGCAACAUCCGCCUGACGUCCGACUUCGAAUAUCAUGGCGACCUUUCCGAGGAGUUGGAGCUCAUCGACAAGGUAGACCUGGGCUUCAACGUCACGUAUGCCGAGCACCAGAAUGGCACGAAGCGCCCUGAGCUUGAGAUUGAAGGCAGCAUGUCCGACUUCAACCUGCGACUCACCCAGUUUCAACUCAGAUUUCUGAUGGAGAUCUCCAAGGCUGUGCCCGCUGCAUUCGCGGCCGACUCGGAGGACCAAGAUCAGGACGCCGAACGGGAAGUCGACAAAGAUACGCUGCAAAGGGCCAAGUCAAUGCCCACCGACAACAACAGUCUGGGCGACAAUGAUGCAGCAGUUGAUCUUGGACCUGAGCUAUCACCAAAGGACCAAACAUGGACGAAGCUUGACCUUGUCUUCCAGGUUAACAUCAUUGGGAUGGAGCUCUUGCUGGCUCCCGAGGAGAAGCCCGUUGGCAAGCUCGAGAAUGCUAGCUUGUCCCGGUUCUCUUUGGACGGCACCAAGCUGAAAACACGCAUGCUCAACGAUGGGUCUCUCGAGGGCGAGUUCCUGAUCCACUCGUUUACCAUUUACGACAGCCGCUCUCGCGACGCAAACAAGUUCCGGCGGAUCAUGACGUCCUCCAACAAGGAGGUCCAGCAGCUGAUGGCCAGCAUCACAAUGUCCGGAGGCCAGGAGAGGAGCCUCAUUGCCAUCGUCACCGUCGACAGCCCGCGCAUCAUCUUCGCGCUCGACUACUUGUUCGCUAUCCAAAAUUUCGUCAUGGUUGGGUUACAGCCCCAGGAUCCCUCGCCAGGAGAUGAGGAGUCGCUGCUGGAGACGCCGGAGGAAUCGGAUGUGGAUGCGGAUUCUAUGCAGGUCACCUGGUCCAACAAAGCCAAGUCCCAGAAGAGCAGUAUCACCAAGGAGACCGAAGGGCAACAGGGUGACACCGACGAUAAGCCCCAGAGCACCAUGAGCAUUUCGUAUAGGGUUAAUAUCGUGGAUGCGCAGGUCAUUUUGAUCGCGAACCCCCUCAGCACCAGCUCUGAGGCCAUCGUGCUCGGCACGAAGCAGGUCUUGCUCUCCCAACAGCACGCACUCACCUUUCAAGUAUCUGAGAUUGGCAUGUUCCUCUGCCGCAUGGAUCGGUUCGAAGACUCACGCCUCCGCAUCAUCGACGACUUUUCCGUCCAGAUGUCGAUGGACAGCUCGAAGCCCAAUAUGACGAGCAUCCAUGCAGACAUCGAGCCCUUGAUACUGCGACUUUCUCUUCGGGACAUCCUCCUUGCUCUGCAAAUCGCCAGCAAGGCUACGGAGCUGUCAGACCAACAACAAAAGGAGCAGGAUAACAAGAAGUCGGCCUCUGCCGCAGACGAAAGAGCCAAGCAACUGCGUCAAUCUGGUCUCAAGCAGCGAACUGCCAGCGGCAAGGGACCAUCGACCAUGGCGAACAAGACGGUCAUGUCCAAGACUGCUAGGGUGUCAGCAUCUCAGGCGAAACAAGAUCUAGAAGAGCAGCAUGGCACGGCGGUCCAGGUUCAGCCAAAACGUCGCGAGGAACUCUCGGCCACCAUUGAAGGCAUCCGUGUGGUUCUUAUUGGCGAUGUACACGAGCUUCCCAUUCUCGAUCUGGGCAUCAAGAGCUUUACCGCCACGGCGGAGGAUUGGUCCUCCAACCUCAAGGCCGAGACAGCCAUCGACCUCUACACCAACGUCUACAACUUCUCCAAGUCAGCCUGGGAGCCCCUGCUCGAGCCCUGGCAGGUCGGCUUCGGGAUUGCGCGGGAGCAGCAGUCGGGUCUAUUAUCCAUCGAUGUCGCCUCAAAAAAGAUUUUCGAUGUCACGAUCACGACGGCCACCAUCGCGCUGGCGUCCAAGUCUUUCGCCUUCCUCAGCAAAGACGAGGAUGUUCUUGGCAAACCGCGCGGUGUUGAUGCCCCCUACCGCAUCCGGAACUACACCGGGUUCGAUGUUGUGGUGCAGUCCAAGAGCACGACGACAGACGACAACAUGACGGCCCGUCUCGAAGAGGGAGAAGAAGCUCCCUGGAGCUUCGAGCCGUGGGAGAAGAUGCGGGAGAACCUUUCCACUGAAGGUAGCAGCGGCAGUGUGAGCAUCCAUCUGGAGGGCAGCGGGUUUGAUGCCGUGAAAAAUGUCAGGCUGAACCGCGAGGGCGAGGCGAUCUAUAGCCUGAAGCCCAAGACCGAUAACAUUCUGCAUCGGUUGCUUGUGGAGGUCACCAUGGGCAAGGAUAACGUCAAAUAUGUCACGUUCCGGUCGCCUCUCGUGGUGGACAACCUGACCCAGAUUCCCGUCGAGCUCGGCGUCUACGAUGCUCAGGAGGGCCACCUGCUCAAGAUCGAGAAGAUUGCCCCCGGAGAAAGCCGACCUGCUCCGGUGGGUGCUGUGUUUUUGAAGUCCCUCCUGGUGCGGCCCGACUCGGGCUUCGGGUAUGCGUGGUCUUCGGAGAGUCUGUGGUGGAGGGAUCUUCUGAAGCGACCUACACGCACGAUGGUCUGCAAGGGAGAAAACGGUGAUCCGUUCUACUUCCAGCUCAACGCAACGUUUGACAGGUCGAACCCAUUGACCAAAAACUACCCUUACAUGCGUAUCAAGCUGUCGCCGCCGGUGAUCCUUGAGAACCUGCUUCCUUACGACUUCAAGUACCGCAUCUACGACAAGAACACGAAGAAGGACUGGGCCAACUUCCUCCGCAAGGGUGGUCUUAGUCCAGUUCACGUCGUGGAGCUGUCUCACCUGCUUCUCCUCAGUGUCGACAUGCAGGACACCGUCUUCAAGCCGAGCGACUUUGCCAUUAUCAACUCUGGAUCGUCAGAUGACUUCAAGAAGGAGGACCGACUCCUCUGCAAAGAUGCAGACGGUCUGCAGCUCAAUCUCAAGCUUCACUACCACAAGGUCCCGGAUGGCGGAGGGGCCUUCCGGGUGACGGUCUACAGCCCCUACAUCAUCUUGAACAAAACCGGCCUCGACCUUCAGAUGAGAGCCAAAGGCUUCCUGCAGGGCGCGCGGCCUGCAGCUGGCCAGUCAACUCUGUCCAACAGGUCGAGGUCCGACAGGGACCGCCCCAAGGCAACGCCGUUCAUGUUCUCCUACGGCAACGACGAUCACAGAAACAGAGCACUGCUGCAGAUUGCCGACUCUGAAUGGAGCAAACCGCAAAGCUUUGACGCUAUCGGUAGCACGGCAGAGGUGGUGCUGCCGUCGCCUUCCAGGAACACCGAGGUGCACAUCGGCAUCACGACCGAGGCUGGAGAGGGCAAGUACAAGAUGACCAAGGUCGUCACUCUGGCGCCGAGGUUCGUCCUGGAAAACAAGCUUGGGGAAGAGAUCAACGUCCGAGAGUCCAGCUCGUCGGGCUUCAUGACGCUGAAGCCGGGCGCGCAUCAGCCACUUCACUUCAUGCAAAAGACGGCCGUAAAGCAGCUCUCGCUUUGCCAUCCUGGAAUGAACAACCAGUGGACUUCUCCCUUCAACAUAUCGGACAUUGGCACGACUCACGUCAAGAUUGCCAAGGCGGGUCAACGCCAACGGCUGAUUCGCGUCGAGACUCUGAUGGAGGGCGCAACGAUUUUCCUGCAUCUUAGCCUGGAGACCAAGAACUGGCCGUAUCAGAUGAGGAACGAGAGUGACACAGAAUUCACCUUCUACCAGGCCAAUCCCAGCCUGGAUGACGAUGGAGUCGAGGACAGAUCCGGCUGGCGACCCAUCAAGUACAGGCUGCCGGCGAGAAGCAUCAUGCCCUAUGCCUGGGACUUCCCCGCCGCCAAGUUCCGCGAGAUCAUCAUCAACGCCCAUGGCAAGGAGCGACAUGUCAAACUUGCCGAGAUUGGAAACCAGAUUCCGAUGAAGUUUGCCACCACCUCCGGCCAACAGAAGAUCAUCGACAUCAACGUUGCCGCCGACGGCCCCACGCAGACUCUGAUCCUAUCCAACUUCCGUCAGUCCAAGAGUCUGUAUCGGCAGAAGUCCAAGUCUGGAUCCCGUACAAGCACCGACGGCUUCGAAGUCAAGGACCAGGAGACGACUGCGACCUUCCGGGCGCAGCUGAAGCUCUCGGGCAUCGGAGUCUCUCUCAUCAACUCCCAGCUCAAGGAACUGGCCUACGUCACCUUCAGGGACGUCUCGCUCCGGUACCACGACUCUCCUCUGCAACAGACCAUUAGCUUCUCGGUCAAGUGGAUCCAAAUCGACAACCAGCUGUACGGUGGUCUUUUCCCGAUGAUCUUGUACCCCAGCGUGGUCCCGAAGAGGGCCCAGGAGGUCGACGCACACCCUUCGAUCCACGCCAUGGUCACCCGGGUGAAGGACGACUCGUACGGCGUGCUCUACAUCAAGUACGCCACGCUCUUGAUGCAGCAAAUGACAAUCGAGUUGGACGAGGAUUUUGUCUACGCCGUCUUGGACUUUUCCAACAUCCCUGGAGCCGCCUGGUCCGACACCAACGAAGAAGGCAAGCUGUGCGACGAAGAGCUGGACAUUCCCGAGCCGCAGCAGCAGCAGUCGGGUCAGGACAUCUACUUUGAGUUGCUCAACAUCCAGCCCAUGCAACUAGAUCUAUCCUUCAUGCGCACGGAACGAGUCAAUGCCGAGGACAAGACAUCGUCGCGAAACCCUCUCAUGUUCUUCCUCAACGUCAUGACGAUGGCCAUCGGCAACGUCAACGAUGCGCCCAUCCGUCUCAACGCCCUCAUGCUAGACAACGUCCGCGUGUCCGUGCCCGCCUUGACACAGAACAUUUCGAGCCAUUACAGUCAGGAAGUCCUAUACCAGAUCCACAAGAUCCUCGGCUCUGCCGACUUCCUUGGCAACCCGGUUGGUCUCUUCAACAACAUCAGCUCUGGCCUUACAGACGUGUUCUAUGAACCCUAUCAAGGGUUGAUUCUCUCGGACAAGCCCGAAGACUUUGGACUCGGUGUCGCCAAGGGAGCUGCCUCGCUUGUCAAGAAGUCCGUCUACGGGUUUUCCGAUUCCUUCUCCAAGUUCACCGGCAGCUUGUCCAAGGGUCUCGCAGCUGCAACUCUUGACAAGCAGUUCCAGGAUCGUCGGCGCAUCACGCGUGCGCGCAACAGGCCCAAGCACGCUCUCUACGGAGUCACUACCGGUGCCAACUCGCUCUUCACGAGCGCCGCAUCUGGCGUGGGUGGACUCGUACGCAAGCCGCUCGAAGGCGCCGAGCAAGAGGGCGCCCUGGGAUUCUUCAAGGGCAUCGGCAAGGGCGUCGUAGGAUUUGCAACGAAGCCCGCCAUCGGUGUUCUGGACAUGGCUUCCAACGUUUCCGAAGGCAUCCGAAACACAACGACCGUUUUUGACGGCUCAGAGCUUGACCGCGUCCGACCGGCUCGGUUCGUGCCUUCGGACGGGAUUGUGCGGCCCUACAACGCUCGGGAAGCGCUCGGGCAGUCUUGGUUGAAGCAAGUUGAUAAUGGCAAGUACUUCAACGAGGACUAUAUUGCUCACCUCGAACUACCACGCGAAGAUAUGGUGGUAAUGGUCACGUACGCUCGCAUCCUUCUCAUUCGCAGCCGGCGCUUGACCUCCGAGUGGGAUGUCCCCCUAAAGGAUGUGCAAACCAUUGCAAAGGAGCGGACAGGCCUGAGCCUGACUCUGAGAGGUGGCACCAAUGGGCCAUUCAUUCCUGUUGGCGAUGAAAGCGGCCGCGGUUUCUUGUACAAGAUGGUGGCUGUCGCCGUAGAGGAAUUCAACAGGCGAUUCAGAGGAAUGGAGUGA
This is a messenger RNA of Colletotrichum higginsianum IMI 349063, 9681 nucleotides long. RefSeq names its product Vacuolar protein sorting-associated protein vps13. The record is from RefSeq and is a predicted model, not a curated record. Lineage: Eukaryota; Fungi; Ascomycota; Sordariomycetes; Glomerellales; Glomerellaceae. Gene Ontology annotation, biological process: protein retention in Golgi apparatus; protein targeting to vacuole; mitochondrion organization. The transcript has 2 exons. The coding region runs from base 1 to 9681 and encodes 3226 amino acids. Gene Ontology annotation, cellular component: extrinsic component of membrane.